AUGGGGCUGUGCAAGCCUCCCCCACCGCAGGAGGGCAUAGUGCUGCCCCUGCCUCAGUUUCCCCUCUUCCCAGCCAUGGUGCUUUUCAGGCUGCAGAUUUCGGGGGAGGGGGAGAUCGGCAGCAUCAUCGGCAAGAAAGGAGAGACUGUUAAGAGGAUACGAGAGCAGAGCAGCGCGCGCAUCACCAUCUCGGAGGGGUCCUGCCCCGAGCGCAUCACCACCAUCACCGGCUCCACCGACGCCGUUUUCCGCGCCGUCUCCAUGAUUGCCUUCAAGCUUGAGGAGGGAUCCUUCAGGUUUGUCCCCAGGGCCACUGACUGUCCCAGCCUGGACACAAGCUCCCAGAGCAGCUCCCAGGAGUUCCUGGUGCCCAACGACCUCAUCGGCUGCAUCAUCGGCCGGCACGGCAGCAAGAUCAGCGAGAUCCGGCAGAUGUCGGGCGCCCACAUCAAGAUCGGGAACCAGACCGAGGGCUCCAGUGAGCGGCACGUGACCAUCACAGGGUCCCCCGUCAGCAUCACCCUGGCUCAGUACCUCAUGACAGCCUGCUUAGAGACGGCCAAAUCUACCUCCCAGGUGCCGCCGGGCCCUGGCUCCGUGGACCUCGGCGUGGGCUUCUCCCAGCCCCUCCCCCCGGGCUCCGGUGCGGCGCUGCCCGCCGUCGCCCCAGCCCCUCCGGCCCUGCUGGGGUGCAAGGGACCUCUGCUCUUCCCCGCUGGCCAUGAGCGGUCCCAGCAGGGUGACAGAGAUGGAGGUGCCCCCUCCUCUGCCCCUGCGUAG
Pygoscelis adeliae (Adelie penguin) is the source of this 780-nucleotide messenger RNA. It is a transcript of the gene PCBP4, whose product is annotated as poly(rC) binding protein 4. Gene Ontology annotation, biological process: negative regulation of mRNA splicing, via spliceosome. The transcript is spliced from 9 exons. Gene Ontology annotation, molecular function: mRNA binding. Bases 1 to 780 code for a protein of 259 amino acids. Lineage: Eukaryota; Metazoa; Chordata; Aves; Sphenisciformes; Spheniscidae. The record is from RefSeq and is a predicted model, not a curated record. Gene Ontology annotation, cellular component: nucleus; cytoplasm.